AUGCUGUUGAAGAAACUUCGGUGUGUGUUCCUUGCCGUUGCUGCGGUGCAGGUGCGAAGCCUGCAAGGUGCAGAACACCUGGAUGCGUGCACGAAGUGCCAACUCUUCGUCUUGGUCGCUGUUCAUUUCCAGCGGACGUCAGACUCAAGCGGAGACAUUUCUGAUGCAUGUGAACUACUUGCAAACGGGGAGAAUAGACUCGAGGCAUUGGAGCCGGACUGCAGAGUCUUCCUGCAAAAGCAGAUCCACAGGUUACCCAGGUUGGAUGCUUCCCAGCCAGAUCUCAAGCAUUGGCAGCAGUCGGUAUGUGUGGGAAGCUUCGUGUGCAACGCAUUCACAUCUUGGAGGAGAGAGGAGGUCUUGCAAUGGAGCAGGGCGGUGGGGCUGUCGCCAGCACUUGACUCAAUGAACUGGGACGUGCAGCCGGAACAGGAGCCCGACAGCUCCCAGUCGAGGCCGGAGGUGGAGGUGGCUUGUGCAAGUUCCAGAGAACACCUCUUUGACUCGGGCCGGCUGACGCAUGGGAACUCCGGCGCCGAGCCGCAGCUCGGGCCGGAAGAUCCCUUGGCACGAAGGUGCCUUGGCGACGCGCCCGACGCGUAUGACGACCUCGCUGGCGUUCGCGUGGUGGCAGUGGUCUUCACCGGGCGUGGGUCCCGAAUGCGCGCGCUGCUGCCUUAUCUACGCCGGGACCUGAGAGCCCACCAGGGAAUUCUGGACUGCAUUAUUUUCGCUCUGAUUCGACCAGACUCUUUGGCAUUGACACUUAUUGAGCGGAUGCAGGACCUCUAUGCACACAGCCCGAGUUGCAUUCAGAUCCGAGACUACACGGAAGCUUCGUGGUCAGAUCUUCGCCAAGAUUCUCCGGCAAACCCUCGUCACCGCAUCCCCUCGCUGUACAGAUCUCUGAAUGAAACAAAUACGGUGUAUGUCAAGGUUGACGACGACAUCGUGUUCUUGGCAAGGCAUGCCAUUGCUGAGUUGGUGCGGGAGAAGCUGCGUCACCGCUGCAUGUUCGUAUCAGCUAAUGUAGUGAACCACGCCAUCCUUUCAGCAGUUCACCAAGAGCACGGGGCUCACCGUGGCUUUGAACCAGAGCACCUGGACAAUGACACUGGCAAGCAGUCAUCUUCCAGUGCUUGGAUCCGUGUGGCAGAUGUAAACAUGGACGCCUCCUACGUGUUUGAGCGACACCCGAUGGGCUCUUGCGUUUUCAAGCGCUGGGACUGCGCUGCCUUGGUGCACGAGAGCUUUUUGGAUAGGGAACGUGAUGGAACCCUAUGCGCUUUCGACUUUGGCUGGUUCGAUUUCCACAGGGCAGGGUUCCGGGAGCACCAGUACGUCCACUUUUCGCCUUGGUCGGGACAGACUUGGCGUGCGUCGGGGGCCAGAUGGAGCAUAAAUUUGUUCGCGCUGGAGGCUGCAGAUCUGCUUGGAGUGGACUGGUCCCGUGUACACGGGCCCGGAGAUGACGAGGAGGAGUUCGGUGGAAACCACGCGGAGCGCACGGGUGGCCACGCCUGCGCAGUUGGGCGGAGUCUCGCCGUCCACUUCUCCUACGCACCGCAACAGGAGCGGCUCUUGUCCCAGACGGAUCUGUUGCCUCGAUAUGCCUUGUCUGAGGAGCUGCAGGCGUGGGAGAAGACGCAGGCAUCACGGAAGGCUCAUGUCAACCUUUUUCAGGAUGUCCAGAACAGUCUUGCAGGGGCUUGUUCCUGGCCUGGUCAUUGGCUCAACUUCCUGAAGACCUGCAAGAGCUUCGACAUCUACGGAAUCAUUUACCAACAGCAGAUGCCAAUGACCGCGGACACCGCUUCUUGGCUAAGCGACACGGCAUCCUUGUUCAAGUCCUUCGUGGACUACGUGUAG
Symbiodinium sp. CCMP2592 is the source of this 1869-nucleotide messenger RNA. The record is from the annotation of a GenBank genome assembly. NCBI's taxonomy places the organism in Eukaryota, Dinophyceae, Suessiales, Symbiodiniaceae.